Molecule: messenger RNA, 22605 nt
Organism: Porites evermanni
Lineage: Eukaryota; Metazoa; Cnidaria; Anthozoa; Scleractinia; Poritidae
Source: the annotation of a GenBank genome assembly
AUGAACAACAGUAACCAGCAAGAAACGUCAGCCGUUAGACAGGAACGAUCGAUAUUCGAACACAUAAACAGCAUUAAUUUUCGCUCCGCGGUCACUCCUUCUCAAAAUCAUGUUCCCAAAAACAAUGCAGUUGAAAGCGAAUGUCACAGGACUUCUAGCGAGACAGCCGUUCCUUCUAACAACGUUUCUGUGCCGUUGGAUGGAACGAUACGAAAUGUGGAACCGACAGGUUUGUGUUUUUAUGUUUUGCCUGUUGUGUACUUGUGAUAUUUUGAGCGUUAUCCACAGGAGUGACUCCUGAUAAAACCAACUCUCCCUAGGAGUUUAAAUGUAAUACAAGGUCUAAUAUUCCACAAUCAGUUGAUUCAACCUCUGUAAACAUUGUUCGUAGUUGUAAUACGGAUAUUGACAAAAUGUUUGAUUUUUCUUGUGACCACUUCGCAUUGCUUGGUUGUUUAUAGAGUGUUUUGAACAGCGAGUUCCUCCUCUUUUGGAUUUUUCUUGUGUAUAUUCAAUUACAAACGUGUAACUGUAUCCUGCAAUAACAAUGAAUAAAAACUGCUUUAUCACUAUUUUCAAGGCAAAAUAAUCAUUCUCACAGCUACUGGAUCAGAUUCAAACAUUUCCCAUUACAAUUCAGCGUCUUGAAACUAAAAAUAAAAGGACUUUUUAUUUCUCAUACCUAUAUAAUUUGUAUUUUCAGUUGGAAUGCCUUCAACAGAAUGCUCUCAGUAAACACGGCUUUGAAGUACUAAUAUCAAUAUGGAUCUUUGCUUCCCUGUUUUCCAUACAAUUCGUAUAACGACACUAAUACUGCGUACCCUAGGAAGUUCCUUGUUCUUCGCUUUUAUUUGCCUUUGCUUUUAUCAUAACUGUCCAGUGGAUAACGCAAUCGGUUCCCUGAUUCUCUAUUUUCCAAUUGCCCAUAAUACACUCUGUUUGCCCCCCAAAUUCUGCAUAAACCAUUGUUUUUAAAUGCUCCUGGGAAUAUUGCAUUUUCCCAAGAGCAUUUUAAGACAAUAAGUUAUGCAAAAUUUGGGGGGCAAACAGAGUGUAUUAUGGGCAAUUGGAAAAUAGUCAAUACUUAUCCGCUGUAAAGUGAUUUAUCCGGUGGAUAGCACUGUUAUCCAAAGCCGGUUUGAACAACCGAGACCUGAUACAUUACUCGUCAUUCAUAAGACAGUCUUGAUAUUCAAGUCCCUCUGCAAACUGGCUUCAAUGUAUUUGGAAGACUUUUUUAAUGAACUAAGUACAAAUUACAAUUUGCGAAAUCCUUGCUGUAAUUCAACAUUGCCCAAAACACGCAGUAAUUAUUAGCUCUAGCGGGGCAAAUACCCGCGUUCGUUACCUAACUAUUGUGGAAAUCGUUACCAAUUAGGGCAAUUUAAAAGGAAAGUAAACCGACUAUUGCAAUUCUCGGUUUCCCACUAGAUAAUAAUCUUGUAAAUCAGUAAAUGAAUUUACAGUCAAACUACCAUGUGCGACCACCUUCCAUAAGCGACCGCCGAUCCAAAACACUAAAAUUUUUCCAGUCAGAGCCUUGCAGUUGGAAUCUAUAGUAAACGGUCACCCCCUGUAUGCGACCGCGACCGCUUUUUGAGCCUGACGGUUAAUGCCAUUGUUUUUAACCUCUCGUAAGCGACCACUUGACGCAUUCUCUGAUCUCUCUUUUUGCUGUGUGUACUAUGUUACUUAGAAUAUACAAAGAACUCUAGUGACAACAUAGAACUACACAUAUCCUAACAUAGACAUUGCAUGCAAUAAAUUAUCUUCCAUAAAGUAAAUGUGCCUGGACCUCUUCUCGGAAGAGACCCCUGUGGGUCAAACACCUCCCAUAAGCGACCAGUCAGUCUUUGCAUUUUGGGUGAUCGCUUACGGGAGGUUCGACUAUACUGUAUACCAAGGGACAGCCGACCCUCUCAGUCCUUAGUUACGAUCAGCAUUGUAAAAAGUCCGUGUGAACUGUCGCUUAGGCCACGCCCAGGAAUCUGGAUAUUUUUGAAAUCGCAUAUUUUUUUACACGAAUCAACCUUCCACACGAAACCAGUGAAUCCACUCACCGAAACCUCUUCUUUUUCAAACCGCUCUCCAAAGUGGUUUAGGGCUCUGUCCCCCAAUUCCGGUUAGCGAACUGUGUGGUCUCUAAAGUGCCUGAAUUCGUGUGGGCGUGGCCAUAAAGCUUAACGCCAGCAGUCAUUUUCCCUUUUACUUUGCUUUCAGGUGACGUCGCAGAGAAGAACAAUUUGUUUGAGCGUGUGAGGAUCAACUCAUUAAUCGACAGCCUAGCUCAACAGAAGAUGACAAGAGAAGGAAACGGAGAGUUUCCUUUCUCUGACAAACUUCGUCAACUUACUGCUAUAAACAAGGAAACAGGCAAUAAAUUGUCUACUGUUGUGCGCCCUCUGAGAACGGGUUAUGAAAGUGUCGCCUGCAAUCGCUCUUUUCAACAGGUUGUGCCGGCAAGCGCACCUCCGUCGGCGGCCAACACCAUUACGGCGAGAAUUGUUAAUGGUCAGCUCAAACCAAUCGGUGCGCAAGCUGUGACGCCUUCAGAGGUAUCCCAAGUGAACGCUAACGUAAUAUUUCCUUCCGUGACACCUCUUAGCUACCAAAGUGAGGUUCAAACUUCUCUGGCCGGGAAUAAUCGAGAAAUGGUGUCAGGAUACUACACAGUGAACGGUACAACUGUUAACAGAAACAACCCUGCGAGAAAUGCCAAUUCAAUGUACACUCAACCAAAUGCAGUAGCGAAGAUUAAACACAUGGCUGCGGACAAACCCAGCGAAGAACAUGCUCAUACAAACUUGGCGGCGACUCAUUUGAUUGGUCCGUUCAUCAGUGCCGUGCCGCCGCCCCCGAAUACUUACGUCGCAGCUGUAAGAACUGCGCAACUGCAGACUUUGAAUAAUGAAUUGCAAUCUUCAGCCUCUCCACAGAUGCAAGAAGUUCGUUCAACAUUGAAGGGACACUCAUCUUCCUCGGGAUUUAAACUAGUUUUACCAGUUUAUGCUCAGGUCGGAAUUCGACCACCCCGCGUUGCCAAUCGAAUUUUGACCCCGCCGAUUACUUUGAAUUCUCUGGAGGGAAACACUCUAUCACAUGACAAACAACAGAACUUGAUUUGCGGAGAAAAGCUUCUACCUUCGCCAGAUUUCCGGGAGAGAAGUUUUCGGCCUGUCUCUCCUCCCACUGGAGGGAGAGACACCUCACCGCGUGUCCAUCAUCACAUAGUUGCUUACAAUGGACAGAGUGAGACUCUAAGCUCGCCGCUUCGAGUACGGAGAUCAGUUUUUGAUACGAAAACGGGCCUUGGAAGCAGGGGCUCAGUAGAGGAGGAGCUCGCUGAUCAAUCGUAUGAAUGCGCCUUGCGGGAAUCAGCACACAGCCCCGACAUUGAAAGGUACUUGCGUUGCGAGUCCCCUCUUACGGUACUGAGCUCGCCAAACACAAAAUCAAGUAAUAACUCGUGUGAGGGCACUUUUCCCGAAACGGUUGAGAACCAUGUUAAUUCAUCCUUAUUAUGCAAUGGCGAAUCAGAAAGCGUUAUUACACCAAGCGCCUCGUCAAAGGAAUGUACUGAUUAUUGCUCCACGGCAAAAACACCUGAAAGCACAGAUUUAAAGAUAAGUGAUGAGGAGACAGACGUUUCUAAAAAAAAAGUUAACAGUGCAAUGAUCCGUCGUUUGGAACCCAGACUUCCGUCACCCGUGCGCGAGCGUGGCGCCGCUGGGGACUUGUAUCGAGAUCCCAGCGAGUUAACGCGGGAGGAAAGAGCGCUCCAAAGAGCGAUGAUGCAGUUUAGUGAGAUGGAAAUGAAGGAGAAAGCUAAAGAGAUUAAAAAGAAAGACUCUUUAAAGAGACGUCUUAGGAAACGUCCUAAGGUAAAGUAUUUGCAACUUUGUGUUACCUCGUUGGUCAUCCUCUCUAUCUGCUCACGUAUACUGUACUAGUCAGCUGGGUCUUGACUCUUUCAUUCCCGGAAGAGGUCGAAGACAGAAUCCUUCAACAUACAGGAUCCACCUAUUAUUUUGUCUCAUCUUUCUCUGUAUGCUAAGAGCAUGUGCUUCGGACAGAUAAUCCCUGUAAUGAGGGGAUAAAUGGCACAAAUCUACCCAUCUUUGUAUACCAUGUUCCUUUUAAUAAUCAAAACGACCUUUACGGCAAGGAGAACGGCAAAAAAGCGGUGCAAUAUCUUAGGCUUAACUACAGAAUCGACCGAACACUUAACACUCAAGCAACUCAUUUCACGUUCUUUUCAUCCACUAACGAGUCACCACUCAAAGUUUAUAUCUAUUCAAAUGUAACACUCAAAUCAUUUCUUUCUUUUCCCUUUCAUCCACGAGCCAAACGUGCCUUGAAAUCGUAAUGCCCUCAAAAACGGUCUUGCAUCUCAUGUAGUUGCUCCAUGAAAGGAUAUUAAUCGUGGUAUGAGUAUGAUAAGUACAUCGGUUGGCGCACCUCGGAUAGUCACUUUGUUCUUUAUCGCAAAGUUUCGACCUUGUACUGCAGGUCUUUAUUAGGGUAUAGUGUAGAUAUAAUCAAGAUCCCGCUUACUAGUACGUUGAUUUAACGGUCCCGCACUGCGAAUCGACACCUGAUGAAGAUCAGUUGUACGCGGUCGAAAACUCGCGGUCAAUAGCAAAGUGACUAUCGUGAGACAAACAAUAAACGAGCUUUUUAACAAAGCAUAAUUGCGAUUGGUGAAUAGCGCGGAACGAAUUUAAUUGUCCGAAAUUAAGUGCUACAACGGACCCCUCACACCGAAAAAAAAAAAUAGAUAAACAAAAGCACAAAAAUCGCGAUCAUAAUAAACCUUGGUUUUGAAAAUGAUGAAGAAUAUACCUUGACUUUUCCUUAGUGCACUUCGUACAUUGCUUAUCAUAUCUCUUAGUCAGUCGGUGACGGGCUGUGAUUGGUCAAUUUUGCGUGCCGUAUUUUACAGUAAGGCCCACGUGAUUUGAAUGUUUCUUUUUCCCACGCGCCUGAUUUAUGUCAGAGAUGUGACAAAUCCGUGAGACCUCAAACUUGGUUAGUAAGAAGUGUGUAUAACUUUUAUUUCAAAUUACACUAUUGUUGUCGUAUUUUUGUGUUUAUCUUAAUUGUAACCGACCUAGGCUCAUCAACAAACAUAGAUUUUGUGAGAAAUUGUAAGGUUGCUCAAUUAAAAUUUUGUUAUAGGACAAAUCGAAGGCUGUAACUAAUGACACCAGGACACAGACAGGUAAAGUAUCUAUCCUUUGUUGAAAUCAUUUUGUACUAGUUCAUUCAUCGUCAGCUAAUACUUAUCUUGCAAUACUACGCCUAAGUACCCACAAUCUGUGCAGUUUAAGACCAAUUUGGAUGUAUUUUAAUUUAAACUUUACUCUAAGGCGUAGGGGAAUAAAACAAAAGCAACGCAUCAUUUAUCCCUGGACCCCAAUGAUUUCGUUGUAUCAUUCCCCCUACUUUCGGAGAUGAGUAUGAAGUGAAAGAUAGCUGAUUCAAUAAAGGUUGCUUUGGUAAUUGGAAAUUGAGCUUUGGGCAUUGGGAAGCUAUUGAUUGGUGGUCACUCAAGUAAAUUGUUCGAUAUGCCCAAAGGCGCAAUGCCAAAUUACCAGUGACCGAUUACCAAAGCAACCCUUUUUGAUUGAGCUGUAUAUCGAGAUUGGUCGCAACAAUUUUGUACAUAAAUUUGCAUGAUUUGUCAACACUUUACAUUCACGUAGAGUACACAGCUAUGACAAAAUUUAGUUCAGCUAGUUAAAACUGACAAAUAAAUGGCAAUUAUAAUGGUGAUAAUAAAUGCAGCCGUUUUUGUCACUGCUCUUGUAUAUCCCCCUUUUCUUCCCUUGUCCAUACUGUUCUAGAGACCAGAGUCGUCUCCAGUCCCCCACAUUCGUCCGGGCUUCCAUUGAUGCAGUGCGUUCUUGUUGCAUCUAUCUCGGGUGACUGGGAACUACCCUGUUUAAAGGAGCUGUGUCACGAAAUUCAGCCAAAUUAGGAAAUUACAAAAUGCCCUUUAAAUUAAGAGAAACAUAAAAAUAGACGCUUAAAACUUUAAAGGAAGGUUAAAUUAACAUAACAGAAACAACAGAUGCCACGGAUGGGAAAAAACUGAAGAAGAUUGAAACGGAUUGAAAUUAGGGUUUUUGAAAACUAUUCAGCCCAACAGUUUUUCAAAGUUGAUCCCUGCUGCUUGCAACUUCAAAAAUAAUGCUCAGGAGACAUAUUUGUUUGUCUCGGAUCUCUGAUUUUGUGAUUUACCUGUAAUUUCUUUGCUUACUUUAAGUUCCAUAGCGAUUUAGGGCGAGUAGUUGGCAAAAUUAAACAAAAUGAACUGGACUGCCGUGACACAGCCCCUUUAAGGCCACUUGCAUUAAACGUAGCGUCGGAAGUAUCUGCCAUCGACUUGCGUUAAAAUAAAGUCUUUGACUUUGCUGAAGGUCAGACGUUUGCUUCCAGGUCCGACGUAAAGUUUUAUUCAGUUUAAUAGGUUCAACCUUGUAGAGUUUAACGUAAAAUUUAGAACGCAUUAAGCUUCUUAAGCUUAGAUUAAAAUUCCUUGUAGAGGCUUUUUAUCAUUAUGCCGUAAGGGGUUAACAAUUUUUUUUGUUGCUUCAUUUGCAGCAACAAAAGUUUGGUUUAAGAAGUUUAAACGCAAAGUUAGUAUAAACCGUUGUUGUAAGUGUUAUGUAAUGACACUGAGGGCCGAUGAUUUAUCUGAAAACCUUAUAACCAAUCAAGUCAUCACACUCGUUCUUUUUUCUCUCUAGUACGUUCAGGUGGAAUGUAGGAGCCUAUUUUCGGUUCCACUGCUUUGUGGAUUUGUCAAUCGUCAGUUAAAUUACACAGUUUAAAUAAAAAAGGAAGACGAGUCAGUGUUUUUGCUUCAGACCUUUCUGAGCAUAUCCGUGGUGUUAAUCGUCUUUUCCCACCAACAUUUGUUUGUUUUGCAGCGGCUUUGGUUUUCUCAGAGAAAAAGCAUGACCAUCAAGGCUCAAGGUACUUACGUAGUAAUUGUAAUCUUCAUUAAGGCUUUCAUUCAUAGCCCCUGAAGAAAAUACCAUGGAAAUUGAAACGUGAUGGGUGUUUUUAAAACUGAUUAAAACACUGCGGAGUUUUUAGUCCCGAUUUUCUUGGGAAAAUAUGUAAAGACCCCACAGAAGAAUAAACACAUUUAGAAGCAAGUUUUGUAAGCCGUUAUCAAAACUGGAAACACCUUACUCCUAAAUAAUUUUUAGCAAGGAGUGCUAGCUCUCGAAGUUUAUGACCCUUACAAUUAUAUGUUGUGAAACGUCUCUAUAUUCGUUUCCCAAAGUGUUAAUGGUACAAGUCAAAACUUAACAUUGGACUUAGAUUGAGAAUCAGAUUGACAAUCAAGUCAUAAACGUUGUCGUAUUUUAUUUCUUUUGUGAUUCUGGUUUUGUCCAUAAAGAGUGUGGUGGUGUGUACAGAUGUCAUCAGUUACAGGCACCCAACGACUGUUUUCUGUGAAAUAUCUGUUCGGAGAAGGAAAUAUUGCCGUGAAUUUUCUACUACUACUUGAGAACGGCUAAAAAUUUCUAGAUGAUCGUUCCAUUCAUGUACAAUUUGCGAAGUUUAUCUUAUAUAUUCCCUACGAUUUUCUGAAGUUUAAUUUUCACCUUUUCCUUCCUAAGUUAGGCUAUUUUUCGUAGAAAAAAAGGAAACCUAAAACUUUCGGAUUCAAAAAUAUGAUGGCGUUAGGAAUCAGAAAAUGUUUCACUUUCGAAGUACGCCAAAUUUCAACUAAAAUUUUCGGAAAAAUAAUACUCAAGCCCUUGUAAUUUCGAAAAGACUCAAGUUCCCCUAGGACGACCGAACAGAUAGAAAUUUUAUAGCGACACUUAGAAUGCAUUUCUAGAUAUCUAAAAGUACUCUGGAUAGCCUAAAAAGUGUUUUCAAUGUAUUUAGGAGGAAACCGUCGUUGGGUGCUCCUGAUCAGUCUUGUCUUUAAUCUGAGUGGCCGUUGUACUUUGAUAACAUUUUUUAGGGCAAGAAGACGAUUCAUCGGUAAAAAGUAGCGAAAACCAAGAGGCGCAACCUGUCAAGCGAAAAAGAUCGAACUCUAAACCUGAGAAUGUAAGGCUUUACAACUGAGUUGAAUUAUUUUGGUGUUUGUGUGGACGUAAUUGAUGUGCAGUUAGUGAAGUGAUCAGACUAGCUAAAAAACUGACUGAACUUUGUAAUUUUGUUUUUACCACCAGGUUGAACAACCCAAAAACAGACGAAAGUCCGAUGAUGCAGGUAAAUUUCAACAGAAUUUUCCCUUUUUGUCUUUAUUCCUUGAUGCCCUCGGGCCUUGUGUGACGAGAAUUGCGUUACAUACCGCGUCAUUUUGAAUUAUUAGCAUCAUUUUGUUUGCACCCGCUGAUUCUAUUAAUUAUUCAUUUCGUGAUAUUCCAAAUUUCCUUUUACAGACAAACGCGCUUUAGUCUUCAAACCAACAGAUGUACAUCGAACGAAAACGUUUUUACCGAAUAACAAGAAUACGGUAACUAUAUUUAAUAUUUAGUGGACAUUAUCAAGGUGUUUUGGUAAGCGUAUCGUUGCGGGAAACAUUGUUCACCGCGAUGACAUCCCCAUUCAUAUAAAUCAACCGAUCGCUGAAGGUCUUUUGAUGUGUUAAUUUUUCGGAGAAUUUGUAUUUACAACUGUAACUGUUAACUGUUGAAAUCGCCAUUAACGCUUCUCAGAAUAUUAACAAGCCGAUACUGACUCGACCCAAUCGAGUAAAAUCCGAAUAAAAUAUAUCACGAUCAAGCACAAACGGACGACAACGAGUUUCGAUUUGUUGAGAUGUUGGAAGCUUAAGCAAAGGUUUUUUUAGAGCGACGGACAUCAACCGGAAGUGAGACAUCUGCACUGGUAAUAUUCCGUGACGCUAGCAAAUUUCUAUUGCCAGGUGUCUUAACUCUUUUCGAGACGAUGCGGCCGAUAAUUUUGGCAAAGCCACUGUCCAAGAAUGCGAAAAGUCGACUUCCUAUUGAUGUGCAUCGCUCAAAAAAUAAUGAGGAGACUAGGGGUCUAUCCGCACAACCAAAAAGGCCGUUAUUUAACCAAAUUUUCGGUCAUCACCAACGCUUUACAAAUGCGGAUGGUUUGUUGCGAUGUUACAAAUUUUGCCUUACACUGGACAAUCUUCCAAAGCACCUCGGACAAAAUUUGUUCCUUGUAAAAACUGGGCAAAGUCGACUUAAUGAACGAAAACGGGUUUUUCUUGUCAAUCAUUUGUUGCAAAGCCAUUAUUUUUCCAUUUAGUAGUGACAGAUGUGACAGCCUGUUAAGAGUAAAUAAUUUCAAGUGCGGAUAAAUUUUCUCAAAAUAAAAAUUGUCACCAUACAAUUUUUAGAGUUAGAUGCUUCACGCACAAUUGCGGAUCCACCCUUAGUUACUUAAAAAUGAAGGGUUGUCUUCGUGGGAUAGAAGAACGCGAAACAAAUGUUUUAUCAACUGAGGCGAUAAAGGGAAUUUACCACUUUACCCUAAGAAGAUAUUGAAAAAUCUUUCCUUUCCAGCUCUAGUCCUUCUUCAGAGCAUUCAAGCGAAAUUACGCUAGGUGACGAGGAACCAUAACUUCUCAGUCCAUAUUGUUAUCAAGUUUUCUGUCAUUUUUUUUUUCAGUUUCGUGAAAUUGGUGUUGUGUAAAACGGGGAACGGGAAAAUGAAAAAAUGGGAAGAAAACCUAACUUGAACCCCAGCCCUGUCAGUGACUUUAUUUCCAAUUCUCUGUUUUGUUCCCAUUUUUGCCUUUUUUUCCGUUCCCCGUCCGCUUUCUUCGUUCCCCGUUCACCGUUUCUCGUUUCUCGUUUUAGUAACAUCCCUCAGAGGGAAGCUUGAAGGCACAAAGCUCAGAGUUUUGUGGGUCGAUCGUUAGCAAAAGCCGUUGUCCGUUUUUUCAAAGCAAGUUUCAAAAUAUAAAUUAAGAUUGAAAGAGAGGUUUGACGUACCUUCUAUUCCUCCUUUUCUUUUCGUCUUUGAAAAAACUAUAAGCGUUUCCUAGAGAAUUAAACUAGCUUUUCCGUCACGGCAACAUGAAAAUAUUUUUCCCAGAAGUGUAAAUGAAAACCAACUGUCCUUUGCUGAAAACCAACUGUCCUUUGUGACAUGGCAAGGUCAAAAAUGCGCGCGCCGUAGAUCAACCAAUCAGAUUCGUUUUUAUGAUGCUCACGCAAUGUUCGCGCGUGCGCCGAUUUGAAUUUAAAAAGCCGUGUUUUCCAGCUCUGCUCCGCCUCUGCUCCACCUCUGUUUUUCUGCGCGAAGAAGGUGCUGAAUUUUAGAAAGAGCCGAAAAUUCACGUUCUGUUGUGUGUUAAAUUAGGCAAAGAUUAAUUCACUCUGCUCUCCUUUUUUUUUUUUUUUUUUUCACUAGGCGUCAGCAAAUCCUCAAAACUGUCAUCCAUUCUGACAGUGUAGGCAUGGUCAAGCAAAUUUAAUUGCGUCUCUCUGCCCUGAACACAGUACAUUGAAGUCAGGGCAUUUUCAUUCUUUCCUCGCGAGUUUUUAGAGAGAUUUUCCUCUUAAAAAAUGUGAAUCGGUAUAUCCACAUUCGUUCAUCGCUUUUUUUCGCUAAGCGUCAGCAAAUCCUCAAAACUGUCAUCCAUUCUUGCAGUGUAGGCAUGGUCAAGCAAAUUUAAUUGCGUCUCUCUGUCGUGAACAUAGUUCAUUGAAGUCAGGGCAUUUACAUUCUUUCCUUUCGAGGUUUUAGAGAGAUUUUCCUCUUAAAAAAAAUAUGAAUCAGUAUAGUAACAUUCUUCCCUCGCGAGAUUUUAGAGAGAUUUUCCUCUAACAAAAUUAUGAAUCGGUCUGUUUUGCUGAAAAUACUGGUCAUUUCUCGAUAGAUCUUUUAGCCACGAACAAUAAAUAUCGGAAUUGAGACAUGUAAACUCAUUUUUAGUACUUUUUUCUUGAUUUUAGAACAUAACAUAUAGUUUAUACCACAGGUUCAAGCUAGAAUAAUUCAUUAAAGAACUAAAAAUGAUUCACGUUUUUAAUCUUGUUGUACUUUCUCCAUUUGGCGCAUACAUUGGUCAUGUUGUCGCGUAAAUUCGUCAACUUGUGCUCUUGCAUUCAGUUAGUUAUUCUCUACAUUACGACGGUCCCCGAAAAGAAACGAAAGCUAUUCUUCCUAUGGUAAAAAAUGAAUAAAUGCUCACGCAUCCUUUUUAUCCCCUCAAAGGAUACUAAUCCAGCAAAAGUGAGAAGAAGUUCAAGUGACAGUAAGUUAUGCUUAGCUUGACAGCUUAUAUAUUUUCUCUAUCUUUUGUGUUGAAAUUUGAAAAUUGUGUUCUGGCAAACUGUACUGAUGAAAGCUUUUCGUUUUAGCCCGUGGUUUGAAGGCAAACAGAAAAGAAAACCUUCCAGAAACCACUUCAGUCAAGAGAUCCUUACACACAGAAUACCCGGAUAUGAGGACGAAGGUAGCCAAGUGUCUCAAAGAAGGGUUAGAACCACUCAAGGUGAAAAAACAGGUCAGUUUAUGUAGUGUUACAUGAAGUGUCUCUUUAUAGGUCACCACAGAAGGCGUUUUGGCUUAAUUCAUCAUUACGAGCUUAAUUUUCAUGUAUUUCCCGAAAAAAGCACUGCUAGCAUAAUUUGCACUUUUGGCUAGUUUUGCAACACAAAAAUGAUACAGUGGAACCCCGCCACCUCGGUAAUACGGUCACCUCGUUAUUACGGUCACUUUUUUUCGGCCUGGCAAAAUGGCCAUACAUUUCCUAUUAAAAACACCCCGGUAAUGCGGUCACCCGUUAUACGGCCAACGGCCACAUUUUAAAAUCCCAAACAGUAGAAUCUCUUAUAAUUUCACCCCGUUAAUACGGCCACCCGUUCGAAAUUUAGAAAAUUAAAAUGCCUGUGAGAUGUCAAUUUUAUUGACCUAGUACUCUGAGCCUUGUCUUUUAUUGUUUUUAGACUACAGUACACAUAAAGUGCACUUGUUGCGAUUUUAUACGCGAAUUUUAAAAGUUUUUUAUGUACUGAAGGAAAAUUUCAAGUAGUUUUUUCAGUUAUUGUACGCGAUAUCUACAUUCCUGUCGGGUUAUGUAGUGCUGUUUUCUCAUCGCAUUUGUUUUCUUUUCGGCAGGAGGUAGCUCAGCCCAGCAAUACCGGCGUUGGUAAGUUGCCUGUAGUCAUAUUUGUGUUCUUGUUUGACAACAUGUAGUUUUUGCCUGUAAUCAGCCCGCGGGAUACGUGUGGAAUACUUUGCCAGCCUCCCGCUUCUUCUUUGUCGCAGACGUUCCGAUCUCUGCCUAAUAUAGACCUUAAGAUCGAGGUUUGACUGUCUUACCGCAAACGCCAAACCGCGGUUUGCGGUUUCACGUUGCCCCUCUGCCCAUAUUUGGAACAUAAGAUUCGCGGGUAAUAGCUCGUGGCUGGCAUGUUUGUUUUCUUUCAGACGUUCACUGUCUUCUAUUUUAGCUGAGAAAUCGUCUUUAAAAUUACGUUUCUAUGAAAAAUAAUUCGAUAAUUAAUCAGCGAAAUAGUUCUAAAAAGUAUUAUUUUCUCACGGACGUGGGAUUGUGAUGUUUUAAAGUGCAAAAAUCUUUGCAGUAAAUCACUUACCUCUAGAGCGAGGUCUAGCCCUACAAACGUGAACCUCAAACCGCAAACUUGACGACAAGGCACUAGUCACGUGACUUCUUGAUGUUCGCGGUUCGCGGGAAAUGCCGAAAAACCUCAAUCUUAAGGUCUGUUAUGUUGCCAUUAACCUUCAAACCAAAAAUUGGUGAAAUCAGUAGUUUACAUGAAAUAUUAACAUUUGCGUUUUCCAUUCAGCAAAGCCAGACAGGUCGCAUCGUAUCAAGACAUACAUGCUUGUGACUGCUUACCAAGGAUUUAGGGUACGUACAUGUAACUGUGCCAUAAUUUAUUUAUUUGUUUGUUUAUUGAUUAAGUUUUUCACGCAGUGACAGUUUACUCCUGUUAAAAACCUCAUCAUGUUAUAAAAAUAGGUAACAGAAGAUGUGCAUAAGGGCUCAGUGGCCCUUAUGCAUGUGCGAAUUUUACCACCAAGCUUCGUUUGUAAGCAAGAUUCUUCGCAUUUCACUCUUUCUGCGUGGGUAUUCUUUUCAACUCCUCUGCCUUGGGGUUUCAUUAAUACAGCUGAACUUCGCAACUUUCCAUUUUAAAACAAGGCUUGGUGGUGAAUUUUGAUCGUCGGACGUAAACAUGCAUAAGGGCUGUUAGGCUUCUCGAAGCUAUGAAACCUUCAGCCCUUUACAAAACGUACGGUGGUCUACGCUGUGUGACUCGUCAGUUGAAUAUACAGUACUAACAAACGAUCUGUUGAUUGACUAGUUGGUUGCUGUCAUGGGUUCCUGCAACUUGAUGAUGUUUUCUUUUUUUAUGUUCUGUCUACUAGGACUUUAAACCAGUCGUACUGGAGUCGCGAACCCGAGGAAAGGGCAAGCAAACUGAUGAAGGUAAUACCAGCACCACUACCACGACGACGGGCAACGAAAACGGCGAAAAAGCAAUAGGUUUAGUACUUUGCACGUGCAUCACGCUUUUUUGUACAUUUCGUUGCCGUCGUUGCACGACUCCAACAUCAAAGUGCGUAAUUUCACGUUUUGUCGAGGACGGGAGCACACGACAACAACUCUCUUUUUCUUUUCCUGAACUUUGGUACAGUCCUUUAGAAUUCAACUACAAAAAAAAUUGCCAACAUUUGACGAAUUAAACGAGAUGGAAUAAGCGCGGUAAAGUUUGAAGCAGCGCGACUUCAUUUUUUAAGUGACGUUUUCGUAACCGUCGCCGCCCUUGUUGCUUAAGCUCCCUACUAUGCCCAGGGGGCCAGGGAUUUCCCCCGGCUACAAUGAACCUGACCCCUGGCUACUUUCAUAGAAAAAAAAAUAGAAACAAAAGAAAUCCCUAGCAGUUUGAUUCUCAACCCACUUGUUGUAUUUACCUGGAGACUAGAAAUCUUUAUGACGGCCCAUUAAUUGUGAGUAAGAAAGGGAAUGUGAAUGCAAAUGGAAUAUGAUUAGUGAUGUGAAUAUGAAUGGAAAGCGAGUUGCAAAUAAGAAUGUGAAUGUAAAUAUAAGUGAAAAAGGGAAUGUGAAUGCAACUGGAAUAUUAUUAGUGAUGUGAAUAGGAAUAUCAAUGGAAAGGGAGUGCAAAUAAGAAUGUGAAUAGGAAGGUGAAUGUAAAGGUGAUUGGAAAAGGGAAUGUAACUUUUAAAUGGAAAACUGAUUAUGGAUGUAAAUGGUAAAGGGAACGUGAAUGAGAAUGUGAAUACCAAUGGAAAUGUAAAAUGGGAAUGCGGAUGGGAAUUGGAGUAUGGUUAUGUGAAUGUGAUUGCAAAUGCAAAAUUAGGUACUGGAAUGUUAUUGAGUAUCAAACUGUGAAUAGGAUAUCUGUCUGAAUUUAUAAAAAGGUACCUACAGAAAUUUCAAGUGCUUUCUAACCAUUUGACCUUGAGGUGAAUAGAAAUCAGUUGAAAGUCGCUAGUUACGGCUUAAAAAGAACAACUUAAUCGCUGGAAACACAGGAACAGUCGCUCUUGGCAAAAGCGACAGAUUUGUAAUGAAAUGAACAACGUGGUGAGGAAAGAUGUAAACGGCAUUAUAAACACGUUUUUUUUUGUCUACUGCAGCUUGUUAAGGGUUUCUUGUACUGAAAACGUAAUGAAAAAAAAUGGUCAAGUACUGGAAAAGCCUCAAGCGAGACUGUUGCUAAAAAAUCCUGGAAGUACGUUUUUGCAAAUCUAGACAGGUAUACAUGUAAAUUUAAAUGGUAAAGAGGAAUGCAAAUGGAAGUAUGGGAGUGCAUGUGUAUCUGAAUUGUAAAUGGUAAUGUCUGUUUUACAAAGGUAGACGGCUGAGUGUCUCAGAUUCUGAAUAAUUAUAUUAUGCCUGUGAAAUUAGUUUGCGUCCCCAAAAAGAGUAGUCUAAGAAAACAGCUGAUAUUUUUCGGCGUCAGCACUAAUUUUCCCGCGAAUUGACGUUUGAGAAACGAGCGCAGAAAUUCCCUGCCAAUGACGUGUCGUUACCCAAAUCUGGAUAGUGCUUCGGAUUAGUUGAGCUACAAGGAAAAUUGGCUUCAACCAAUCAGAGGCACUAACCAGAUCUGGGUAGUGACACGUCAUCAGUAUGGAAUUUCUGCGCCCGUUCCACAAAAGUCAUUCCGCGGGUAAACCAGUGGUCGCGUCGCGAAAUAUCGGUCGUUUUCUUCGGCUUCAAAAAGAGUCGCUGAGUUUUAAAGUGCUUAGGCCACAUUAAAAUGAAAUUUUUUAAAUGAAUAUCUUCAGAUGCACAACAGAAGACUUCCAAAGCAUCAGAGUUCCCUCUACUCGUGGUGGAGAGCGUUCAUUCAAAACCUGUUAAAAACAGUAUAAUCGCCGAGAACAAAGAAGUCCAACACUUGGUUGAGAACUGUCUAAAGGCUCGUGGCAAGUGGCAAAUAGAUGAAAUCCUGGAAGAGGUAAAUUACCUGUCCAAUAUUAAAGGAGUUUUGUUACGAAAUUUAUCGAGAUUCAAACAUUGGAAUUGCCAGUCACCGAAUUGAGCGAACCAUAAACAUAACUGCUCAAAACAUUUAUAGAAAGUAUAGACGACACAGGAAAUACAAAAGAGUUUUAGCUUCUGAUAAUAGACCUUGUCACGGUUUUCGACGCCAUCUUGACGAGUAGGCAAACGCAUGAGAAAUUACAGUGAUUGUAUCAUUUCCUUAAAACGGCUGUUCUGAAAAAAAUAUGAAUUGUAAACUAAAGGUACAAAGCAAAGGAUUGUACUACAAAAUUUUGGGGGCGUACCUGUGCUUAAAAUUCUCCAGAGGCUUACUUUAGAUUUUCCACAUAUUUGUCUGUAAUUUUUCCUGGGACUUUCUUACGGACAAAUGUAUAGAAAAUUUUAAAAAGUUGUUCUAGGUCUUCUAGCACAUGUAAGGCCCUGAAUUUUUUCAGUAGAAUCCUUUGGGGUGAAACUUUAGUUUAGAAUUCAUAUUUUUUUCAGAACAGUCGUUUUACGGAAAUUAUUCGACAUUAGAUUCUUAUACAAAUACUGUAAUUUCUCUCGCGUUUGCCUGCUCGUCAAGAUGGCGUCGAAAACCGUGACAAGGUCUUUUAAUAAAAUGAUCAUCAAAGGAAAAGUCAUGUGAUCUUUAAGCAAAUUAUUUCAACUAAUUCUUUACGAAAAUAUAUGGAGGUCAAUCUGGAGAAUUUGUAAGUGCAUAUUGGUGCUUAAAGGGUUAAUUUCGAACCCUGCAUAAUUCUAGGCAGUCCUAUAAAAGAGGAGUGUGCUGUUUUCACGUUAACAUUCAUACUCUCUUGGCAUGCUCUUUCUUUUUUGUUAUUGUGUAUUGCAUAUUUUUUCACUUGAUAAGGGUAAACAAAAUUUGCCCAUUACAGUACACUGGCAUCGUUGUUGGAGUCUUGAUCGUCACUAACGAGUGUAGCUCUGUCAAGAAACUGUGUGUAUGUUUGUAAUUUUGGUUGGUAAAGAUAGUCUCUUGAUGAACCACUGUAAAGAUCGUUUUCCAAGGAAAUUAUAGCAAAACGUAGUUCUGCCCCUACCCGUUCGUCCAGCUUUCGGAGGCACUGGAAUGAACUCAUCGCCAUAACUUUAUAAUUUGUGCUAUUUUAUUGAUUGGCUAAUCUUUCAUUCUUUUGUCUUAUUCCCGCAGAGUAUAAAGGAGGAUGAAAACCUUAAAGGUAAAGUUAAUUUUGACUUAGAAAUAAACUCGUUGGCUUGGGCGUUUCUCUAACUUCUUUCUCUUGAUUAUUCAUUUUAGAAGCCAGGAAGCUGAAUGUGAAUCGUAAUACAGGGGAAACCGUUCUACAUAAAGCGGCCAGGCUAGGUUACCAUGUGAGUAUUGCGUUGUUUAUAGAACAUGUAGUACUCUGUACUGUGUCAACAUAAUGUGAAAGAGAUUUCGCCCUAUGACUAGAUCCACGUAAUAAGUAAAUUACAAUUUUUAAAGUUACUAGUGGGAAGGUUUCACUUUAUGGACUUCCACCGUGAUAUCGUCGCGAAGUGUUUUGGCGCUUCGUCUCUGAAUCCAGUGGUCUACUCAAUAUUUCAGCUCCUGUUCGAUUCAGCACGAACAGACCAAUUUCGACAUAUUAAAAUUCUUACUUGGCUCCGAGGCUCGAAUAAAUAAGACAAAAGAAAUGUAUUCAUCUCUGAGCCUCAAAGCGAUUUCUUUUGUUUUAUUCCGCCAAGCCAAGUGUGAAUUUUACUAUAUCGAAAUUGGUCUAUUGAUCUCCUUGGGUAACUUUUAAGACCAUUACGCUUUAGAGCACCGGACUUGCAAUUCGGAGGCCCUGACUUCAAAUCCCGUUUUGACCUCUAGCUGGAUUUGUUCAUGGUUUUCCCGAGUUCAAAUCCUUGGCCACGCUUGUAAAUAGCCAGCUAGUUUGCCUCCAGCCAGAUGCUAUUCUUAACCCUCUUAAGCUUGAUUUAAGUUAUCUGUGUCAGGCAUUUGCUCGGCGCCACUAGCAUUACAUUUAUACUAUAAAUACUGCCGAGGGUAAAUAAAUAAUAAUGAUAAAUUUAUAAUUACUUGGUAACGUAUGUUUUUCGUAGGAGACAGUGCGGCACCACAUCCACCAAGGUAUCGAUCCGAAUGCUAAAGACAAUGCAGGAUGGACCCCGCUCCACGAGGCUUGCUCCAGAGGACACGUUGACGUUGUCAAAGUUUUAGCCAAAUAUGGUGCCGAUGUCAAUGCGUGCUCAAAUGACGGAAUAAGGUGAGUCUUAUGUACAGGCGUAUCUUUGCUGACGUUAUUGUUCACUUUUUCGCCUAUCACUGUAGGACUUGACUAAUUAAAGGCAUCACCGUAUGUACAAGUUUAGUUCAAAAGAUUAAGAGCUGGUUAUCCUGAGCAAGUUAUACAAUUUUCAGUUCUUUGCAAUCGAUAUCUAAUGAAAUAGAAACCAUCAAAAACUGCGAAAUUGCUAGGUGGAAAAAACAUUAAUGACGCGUACAUUCUUUGUAAAAUGUUGAGUCUUUGAAGGAGGAUUUCCCAAAACUAUUUGCUAUACUGAGCUCAACUUUCAGAGCUGAUAUUGCUACGUUCUUUUCAUAUUCUCUUAUUUUGAUGACUUGAUCAGAGGGUGAUGAGCAUUCUUUCUGUAGGAAGGUCUUAUAUAGAAGAGACCUGGGCUCUUCAUCGGUCGAUAAUCAUCCUUUAGAGAAUGAAUAACUAGUGUUUUCUAAGGCAUUUAUAUGAACGUUUGUUGAAUUUGGGCGUAUUGAAAGUUCAAGAUUGCCUCUUGCGUCAAACUCCGAUGAUUGCUUAGGAAAUUUCACGAAUACAACAACAAUAACAAAACUAUUUAUUUUUCCUAAAUUUAAGUGUUGCAAAAGGGUACCAGCCCGCGGGAAGCUAGUGCUAAUCUUGGCGGGCCAGUCAAUUUACGUGCAGGGACUAAUUUUAUUCCUUUUUGUACACUUUUGUCUAUAUAUUAACGAUUGAACAAAGCAAAGAAAGAAUUAACAGAUUUCUAAUCUGGUCUCGCAACUUAUCGUUCUUCUUUUGGAGUGAAAACGAAUUGGUAUCAAUUUUAAACUAAAAACAAUUUUAACUAACAACUACACGUUUUCGCGUUCUCAAGUCUGCCCGAUAUUACCCCAACGGGUAGGGAUUUUGUAGCUGAUAGCAGACGAUAUCAAAUUGAACAGAUACGAGAGCGCUCUUCAGAACAAAAUUGUGAAAACCUUCCUCUUCCCAUGGCUUUCUUUCGUUUUGAUUAUCAAAGCAUCAUAAUAACGUGGAAGACCCGAAACCCAAGGGUAGCUUCUGACGGCUGAUGAAUCUGCUGUAACAUUUACUGUGUUGCUGAAAUUUCACUUCGUUCUAGGCCAAUUCACGAUGCGGCAGAAGGUGGUCACGUGGCUGUGCUUAGAGUGUUAUUGUCAUACGGUGCAGACCCACUACUCGCAACGUAUUCUGGGAGUACCGCACUUAGCUGUGCCAAAGAACCAAACACAAGGGCUUUCCUUGAAGGUGCGUGACUCGUGAUAUGUAGUCUUAGAUACGCAAGGAUCGAGACAAAAUCGUUACCGUUUGUCAGCAAGUCGCGAGCGUCUAGUGGAGUGCGAAACUUACAAUCUCAUCAAUCUGUAAAUCUGGAUCCGCGCCUUUUAACACGCUUGUCUUGGGAAAAUGGUUUGAAUACUUGAGUUGAUUGCUUGGGUUCUUCUCGGGUAAUCGGAGCUAUCGUCAGAGUUAAUGAAAUUAAAGUAUUGUCAUUUCCUAAGCCCUCCAUGUUUUAUGUCAGGUGUUCUCGAGGAUCUUGACCUGACUACCCCCUCAGCGUCUGCGUAUGAAGGCGAGGUGAGUACUUGUUCUUUGCGAUGCUUUAAGAUGUCUGUGAAACAGAGCUUGACUUAACUUUUUAACUGAGCCCCAACAUUAUCCAGACUAAUCUCGAUACAUUUCUUUAAGGACUAGUUGAGAGGAUUUGUUUAAAGUUCAAAGCAUUUUCCUUGGUGAUUGUUUAAUUAUUUCUUAUGGCCUUUUCUCUUGAUGCUUUAUUGAUAUUAGGGAGUUUACGCAACGACGACGACGACGGCAGGUCCCGCGCAUAUCAAAUCGGACGAAGGACGUUUUUGAAAGUCUAACGUUGCAAGUGCAUCACGCUUUUUUACACAUUUCUCUGCCGUCGUUGCACGACUACAACGUUUUGUCGAGGACAGGAACAAAAGGCAACAGCUUUCUUUUUCUUUUCCUGAACUUUGAUGCAGUCCUUUAGAAUUCAACUCCAAACAAAUUUGCCAAAUGGCGAAUUAAACGAGAUGGAAUAAGCGCGAUAUAGUUUGAGGCAGCGCGAAUUCACUUUUUAAGUGACGUUUUCAUAGCCGUCCCCGUGGUCGUUGCGUAAACUCCCUAUUGUUAGGAGAAAAAUAGUGUCAAUCGCUCUGACUUAACAAGAUCCUAUUCUGAAUUAUUGUUUUACGGCUUUUGUUUUAGGGCUGCUGGGACUUCGGUGGAUCUUCUGCCCUGUUUGGUAAUUUUUUUUUCUAUGCUUUUUUUUUGUCCGCGUUCUACCUUGUAGAUAAUAGACGGGACAUAUGAUGAUAUGAGUAGAUCUCUCGUAGUCCACCAUGAGGCGCAUCGUAGCGAGGUAGCGCUCAGUAAAUUUUCUUCUCGCCAUCCUUGAUUUCAAAGAAGAGGAAGACUUGCAAGAAUAGCAAGGUAGUCUCCUAAGCAGCCGGUGGUUGUCUCGUCACGCAACGCGCAAGAGACAAAUAACGUGUUGCACCGGAGAAAUGGUGCGAUCAAAGCGAUAAAAAAAUGGACGAAAUUUGAAAGGACUCGUGCACAAAAAAUGAGCGUCUCGCAACGCUCACGAGCUCAUAUCGUGCUGCGUUGGAGACUAGGAGAAAGUGCGAUCAAAGCGACCAAAAAGUGGACGUAAUUUGAAAGGACUUGUGUACAACAACAGAAAGUCACCCAACGCUCACGGGACAAAUAACGUGCUGCGUUGGAGAACAGUGGAAAAUGCGAUCAAAAUGGUGCUUAUCAUUUGAAUGAACUCGUACAUAACAAGCAAGCGUCACGAAACGUUCUAGAUCUAGUCCACACCCCUGUCUUUCGUUCGAGAAACAGGCCCUAGGCGUACAUAUCUACACAGAAGUGAAGAGAGUAGUUGAUGUUUUUGCAUGCUUCUUUAUAUCUUUGAUUUGAAAUACUUUUGCUUUAAUUAGAUGAUGUCACGGACCAUACAAAUGGUAUUUUUGAAGGAGUUUCGACCAUAAAAAGUUCUAUGAAGGGAGAGUUUGAAAUGUGCGACAGACCACACCUUCCAACCUACAACCUUCCGGUGAUGGCCGGUCAAGAAUUAACCUCCGGGUAAUCAACCUUUCCUUACUUGGUGCUUAGAAUAAAACAUGAAUCAAGGAGUACAAAAGAUUAAUAGAACAGAGUUAAACAUACAGCAAACCAGUCGACUGAGGAGUUAAACUUUAGAAACUGGUUUGCUGUUGUAUACGUGGCCCUGUGCACAUGUAUCCAUUUUGUUUUAUCGUUUUCAGAGUUUUUUUUUUACAGUGCAACUACUAGAACCGGGACCACCUAGACCGGCAAAGUUGACCAAUCAGAUUACAGGAAAAUAACAAUACAUUCCGAGAAAGUUAGUUGUCAAUCAUAUUUACCACGAAACGAAAUAAACAUGGGUCGAAAUCAACCAAUUACAACUUACAAAUGUGGCCUUUUGAACCCGCUGAAGAAAGAACGUGUUUCCCGAGAGGUUCGUUAGAGUGAGUGAUGGAGGCAAAAAACGUAAACGGUAGUUAUAUUUUUGAUUUGCGGUCGCAUGUUAUUGCAAAGCGUGACAUUAGGAGCUAAGAAAUUGCUGGUAGAUGACCAAGAAAUAUGUCCCCUGGGUGUUGUAUGCAAAGUUUCGAGUGGAAAAACAUUGUCUGGUGAAACAUUUUGCUUUCCUGAAAAACGUUUGCUAUCAAUAUUGCAUUUUGUGCUUCGAGUAACUUUUUGUCUUUUGUUUUACGAGGUGCUGAUUGGCCGACACACAACUUUCUUGGAAUAUAUUGUUACAUUACUGUAAUCCGAUUGGUUAACUUUGUUUAAGUGACCCCUAUUACAGUAGUCGCACUGUAAUCGUGUUUUGUCGUCUACACGAAAACGCAGUAACAAGUGAAAACGGUAUCAUCUUUGAUGACAGCAUGCGCAUUUACUGAUACCCAGCACAGUGACGUAAUUGUUUUCAAAACCCUCCGUUUUCAUCCAUCCACGGAAGAGAAGUUACCAAUGGUGCGUUUCCCUGACCCCAAACAAUACUAAAACAAUUAGAAGAAUGACAUGUCAUUGUUUCCUGUAACCAAUUAGGAGAGACCUUACGAGCAGCUCCUACACUACUCCCAUCCACACGAGUACAGCAAAACGGCGUUUUAAAAACUCUUCAAUCUGGGGAGCAGUUUUGAAAAGAUGCGUUUUCAGUGACCGUUUCCACUAGAUCUGUGUGGACGGGAGAAAAACGGGAGAAAAAAAUCUCCGCUUUCAAACAAAAACGGAUACGUGUGGACGAAGUCUAAAGGCUGAUUUCCACUGACGCGUUUUUGGCUACGCACGUUAACGCACGUAAAUAAAUAAAAUAGAGGCAAGAUAAAGAGUGCUCAACUUAAAACGAGAAGUUGAGCUAGGUUUAUCUUUUACGAUAUUGCCUCUAUUUUAUUUGCGAACGUAAAUUUUACGCACGUACGCACGUAAAAAUUACGCGGCACUGGAAAUCAACCUUACGUCAUGAAUGUCAAGUAGAAUUGAAAUACGCACCUGUUUCAAACUUUGGGCUAAUAAGGUUCUUGUAUAAAGGCGGUCUACCUGACAAAUUUAGUCGCGGGGUAGUACUUUUUUCUGAUCAUUCCUAUACCUCUUUUCAGGCGACGAAAUUAUGUUCUUCUAUCUGACGUCCUUGAACACCUUCGGAUAAGCAGGGUUGCCUUGCUUAAGAAAGUUAAAAGACUUGAUAUACGCGAAAUGCGUUGGUCGCAGUUCAUGGCUGAGAUCGCUGGUAAACCACUGUGCCUUGUUCCUAAGUAUUGUCCUGCUGACAGCAGUACACAAGAAGGAAUAGCUGAACUCGUACCGAUAAACUACAAUCUCCGACGUCUUCUUAACAUUAGAACAGAAACCGUUAGUAUGACGUAA